AUGUCGAAACGCUUCACUGGCAUCAUCAGCAUCGACCGCACCGAGAGCGACUCGAUGCAGAUCUACAAGAACAAGCAGUGGGCCAACUUCAUGCACAGCAAGACGCUGAAGGUCAUACUCGCCCUGAGCCUCGUCGGCUGGGUCGCCUACCUCCCGUACAUGUACUUGCGCAGCAGCGUGGUACGGGUGCGGUCCUUCUUCCGCGUAGACAUAGCCAUAG
Messenger RNA from Prorocentrum cordatum, 220 nucleotides. Lineage: Eukaryota; Dinophyceae; Prorocentrales; Prorocentraceae. The record is from the annotation of a GenBank genome assembly.